Molecule: messenger RNA, 828 nt
Organism: Momordica charantia (bitter melon)
Lineage: Eukaryota; Viridiplantae; Streptophyta; Magnoliopsida; Cucurbitales; Cucurbitaceae
Product: ethylene-responsive transcription factor WIN1-like
Biological process (GO): regulation of DNA-templated transcription
Molecular function (GO): DNA-binding transcription factor activity; DNA binding
Source: RefSeq, a predicted model, not a curated record
AUGGCCAAAUUAAAGAAGUUCAGAGGUGUCAGACAGCGCCAUUGGGGCUCUUGGGUUUCUGAAAUUCGACACCCAUUACUGAAGAGGAGGAUAUGGCUGGGAACCUUCGAGACCGCAGAGGAAGCGGCGAGAGCGUACGAUGAGGCCGCGGUCUUGAUGAGUGGUCGAAACGCCAAAACCAACUUUCCCACGGCCCAAGCUCCCGAUGGAGACACCCACAUUGUCCCAACCAAGGAUGAUGCGCCCAAGGGCUUGUCCCAAAUGCUGCAGGCCAAGCUCAAGAAAUGGCGCUGCCGUGCCCCAUCCCCGUCGAUGACUUGCUUGAGGCUCGACACUGAGAACUCGAACAUCGGCGUGUGGCACAAGUGUGCCGGGCAGCAGUCGGCUUCAAACUGGGUCAUGACUGUCGAGCUUGGAAAUAGCAACAACAAGAACCAUGUUGUCCAUGGCAAUGCAGAUUCUCCGACCGGGGCUGUGGUGGCUUGCGAUCAGUCUCGAGCCACUGCAGUGGCAGCGUCGUCGGAGAUUCGAUCAGAGUUGGAUGAAGAAGAGAGAAUGGUGGCGUUGCAAAUGGUGGAGGAACUGCUUCACAUCAAUUGUGAUGAUUUUCUCGACCAACCGUUUGAGAUUGAACAAGGAAACCAAAAUUACGUUUAAUUAAUUAGUUUUAAUUUGUAUUCAAAAUUCUGUAAUAAUUAACUUCCUGUUGUACACCAAGGUGUAGUCUUUAAGUACAUGAAAUUAAGAAUCAAAAUCUGUAUAAGGUACAAUAUCUGUUGGAACUCACAGUGAUUCUGUGCCUCACCUCCACGUAUAUAUAUAUAUAUA